UUUUCAAAAGAUUUGUGUUACUGUUGCAAAAUUAUUUAUAUCAUUCCAGGGUUCAUACUAAUUACUAAGCAACCCACCAUAUGCCCUAAUGCAAAUAUUUUUUUUUGAGGGGAGAAAUUCUGUAGUGGAUCUUGAAUCUAUUUCCAUAAAUUAUAAGAAGAGGAAAUGGACUGUGGUUUGAAGCAUCAGAUGAUUUCUCAUUCAUCUGUAGAGGAUGAAUACAUCAUGGAUAUGGGAUCUGAAAAUUAUGGCUGCUCGCAUUACCGGAGAAGGUGUAAGAUUAUAGCACCCUGUUGCAAUGAGAUAUUUGAUUGCCGGCACUGCCACAAUGAUGCAAAGAAUUCAAUAGAAGUCGAUCCACUUGAGCGUCAUGAUAUUCCCCGUCACGAAAUAAAAAGGGUCAUCUGUUCAAUGUGUAACACAGAACAAGAUGUUCAACAAACUUGUAUCAAUUGCGGCACUUGUAUGGGGAAGUACUAUUGCUCAAAUUGCAAAUUCUUUGACGACGAUGUUUCAAAGAAUCAAUACCACUGUGAUAAAUGUCGAAUCUGCAGAACUGGUGGCAAGGAAAAUUAUUUCCAUUGUGAUAGAUGUGAAUGUUGCUAUUCAAAUUUAUUAAAGGAGGCACAUAUUUGUGUAGAAAGAGCAAUGCACCACAAUUGCCCAGUUUGCUUUGAGUAUCUUUUCGAUACCACAAGAGGCAUUACUGUAUUGCCAUGCGGCCAUACUAUACAUCUCGAAUGCGUUAAGGAGAUGGAAAGGCAUUUCCAGUAUUCUUGCCCAGUUUGCUCAAAAUCUUACUGUGACAUGACCCGAGUAUGGGAGAAGCUGGAUCAGGAGGUCGCUUCAAUUCCUAUGCCUGAAAUGUAUCAAAACAAGAUGGUAUGGAUCCUUUGUAACGACUGUGGAGAAACAUCAGAAGUGAACUUUCAUGUCGUGGCGCACAAGUGCUUGAAUUGUAACUCCUACAAUACAAGGCAGACAAGAGGAGGCCAUUCUUCAUGUGCAUCGAGAAUAUCAGAAAUGUUGAUGGUAGAAUCCAGUCAUCCUUUUGAAGGACACAUCCAGUUUACUAUGCUUUGUCUGGAAAUUAAUGAGAAUCACUCCUUUCUGACUCAGUUCUUUAUGUUUGAAAUUGUGUUAUAAAAUGAUCGAGUCGGAGAUACUGAAAUAUAACUUAUUAUUUAAGAAUUACAAAUUAAAAGACUUCAUUUGUA
Olea europaea var. sylvestris is the source of this 1217-nucleotide messenger RNA. RefSeq names its product E3 ubiquitin-protein ligase RZFP34-like. Gene Ontology annotation, biological process: protein ubiquitination; ubiquitin-dependent protein catabolic process. The record is from RefSeq and is a predicted model, not a curated record. Gene Ontology annotation, molecular function: ubiquitin protein ligase activity; zinc ion binding. Gene Ontology annotation, cellular component: nucleus. NCBI's taxonomy places the organism in Eukaryota, Viridiplantae, Streptophyta, Magnoliopsida, Lamiales, Oleaceae. Bases 166 to 1146 code for a protein of 326 amino acids. The transcript has 14 exons.